AUGGCUGAUUUGCUCGGACAUGGCGAUAUCUUCUCGAAGACAUCAGAAAUGUCGGUGCAAAAUGUGACUCAAAAACUCGAAGCAAGCACUGAGGAGAUGGUUUUGCAUCGAGCAUUACCAAUCAGAAUUAAAACGAUGUAUAAUUGCGAAGAGAAGCGUGUGAUAACAAUGACACCACCAUUUCGUGGUUUUUCGGCUUUAGUACGAUUUCAAUGUCGAGCUCGACUACAUUAUGUUCAAACAAUUCCUAUGGCUUCAGUUCACGGAUGUUCCGAGAAAGAGACAAUGGAUAUUCCAGUUCUUUGGUCACGAGUGUUCAUUGUUUCAAGCGUCAUCAUGCAGUAUCAACCGUCAUAUCAAUAUUUGUUCGUACCACCGGCUCUAUCUUCAUUGAACUUGAAACCAGACGACUGUCAGCUAGUAGCAAACUAUGACAAGUCAGCAAAUCAGACCCGAUUCACAUUCUCAGUUUCUUGGGCGAAUGAAAACAAUGAAGAGAAUACAUUUGAUGGAGAUGACAGUCGUCUUGUCCUGUCUAUUCGAGCCCCUGUUGAUGAAGAUUCGAAAUUUCUAAGUGACGUUCAACAGUCAAAGAGGAAAGUCUCUCGAGCAGAAAAAAUCUUAUGUGAUGGUCCUUGUGGACGCAAAUAUCCGCCGGAGGAAAUGAAUUUGCUUGGAAGAUGUGCUCAUUAUUUGUGCAAUGUUUGCUAUGGAUUAGUGUACAAUGAUGACGGAACGAAAGGGUGCAGUAACUUUGGCUGCGUUUAUGCUACUUUAUACGACUACCUUCCAGAAGAUUACGCACGGAAAGCCUAUGAAAAUCAUAUAAUAGCACGUCAACGAGCACGAGAAUCGGCUCGCUUCAACGAAAAUUAUCCAUCGAAUCAAUCACGCCAAUCAUCGCAAUCUUAUGGAACAUCCUUGGAUCAACGUAGCUUGUUAUCUUCUGAUAGAGCCUCAUACAGAUUUAAACAAGAAAUCCCUUCCGCUCAGGCGGAAAAGUUACAGAGUCGCUCACCUCGUAAACGCGGCUCUCUUCGAGCUCGCAGGCGUAGCUCAUCAUCUAAUCUCAAAGGAGCAAGACGAAACUACAACGUAGCUGAGAUCAGCUCCGUUCCGCCUAAGGACGACUCCUCCUGUCAACUACCCGAAAGCACAUACGCUCAGUCUUCCUCCACGGAAUCAUUGAAUAGAAGGAACCGUGUAUUGGACGAAAUUUUCUCUGAUCUCACGUUAACGUCAACGAAUCUAGAAGGUCCCACAAGCGAGUUCGAACUACUCAAUAUCCGGCUAAUGAUAUUUGAACCUGGACCAUUUAAAACCAUAAAACGAGUUCAUAUGAGCCGAGAGAUGUCUGCUGCUCUUACUCUGAAAGAGGCGAUUGACGAAUUGUUGGAAAGAAGAAAUCGAAAAAUCCAACAUGAAUGUCCAUCGCGUCUCUAUUUCUGUUCAGGAAACACUAGUGAAGGACUCAGAGAAAUAACAGUUGAUGAAUUUACAAGGGCACGUUUAUGGCAGUAUCCCGCUCGAAAUAGCGUCUUACACUUCGUCUUGGAUAUAGCUGGCUAUUUGAAGGGAACAGACUGA
Messenger RNA from Necator americanus (New World hookworm), 1587 nucleotides. RefSeq lists its product as uncharacterized. The record is from RefSeq and is a predicted model, not a curated record. The transcript is spliced from 19 exons. Lineage: Eukaryota; Metazoa; Nematoda; Chromadorea; Rhabditida; Ancylostomatidae. Bases 1 to 1587 code for a protein of 528 amino acids.